Arabidopsis arenosa is the source of this 2109-nucleotide messenger RNA. NCBI's taxonomy places the organism in Eukaryota, Viridiplantae, Streptophyta, Magnoliopsida, Brassicales, Brassicaceae. The record is from the annotation of a GenBank genome assembly.
CGUUUUGUGUGUUUCGUCUCUUAUUGAUUUUGGUGUUACUCUCUCCUUCUGAGUUAUGGUGAAAUAAUGGCAGCAGCUGAAGCAAGAGCAGUGUGGCAAAGAACUGUUAACCGUUGCUUUGUCCAAGAAGACGCUAAAAGAGCUCCCAAGUUAACUUAUUGCCAAUCUACAUCAUCAUCCUCACCUGCUUCAACUAAGCAAGUUGAAGAUUCUGGUUCGUCUCCUCGAGUUUCUGUUGAUCCACGGAAGCAAUCAUCUUGUGCAGGUUUCAUGCCUCUUCAUCGAAACCCGAAUUUCCCUGAUCUGUUACCCCACAACACCAGAUUGUGGAGUCAUCACCAUCAUCAUCACUUUCAGGUGAAUAAGAUGCCUUUGGAGGCUGAGGUUAACAGUCAAGGUGUAUCUGAGAAGAAGUCUGAAUUGGGAGCUGGAGAGAAAGAAGGAAAGUCUUUUAAUUCCGAAAGCUUUCAAGAGUUUGUAGAGUUGAUGGAAACAAGGGAAAGUUAUGGUUCAACUGGGUGUGAUGAGUCCUCUGAGAAAAAGUUAAAUGAGCUCUCUUUUGAUCCCAGCUCGCCGUGGAAUCCUCUCUCGAGCGAGAAAGCUGGACCGUGGUGGCGAACUACGGAUAAAGACGAGUUAGCUUCACUGGUUGCACAAAGAUCGCUAGACUAUGUUGAGAAUUGUGAUUUACCAACACCACAGAAGAUGAAACGAUCUUAUUAUGGUAGUCCGCGUGGUUUUGAUUCUGAUGGAUUGAGAGACUUCUCUGUCUCUGGCCAAACCAUCCCCGACCACGGGCCGAGCAGAGGAAGCAGCUGCAAGAACAGAACAGAGGCUUCGUCUGAGUCUGAUUUAAGCAAAUCCGAGCUACUAGAAGCGCUGAGGCAUUCCCAAACGCGGGCUAGGGAAGCGGAGAACAUGGCUAAAGAAGCUUAUGCAGAGAAAGAGCACUUGUUGAAGAUCUUGUUCAAGCAAGCCUCAGAGCUUUUUGGGUAUAAGCAAUGGUUACAACUGCUUCAGCUCGAAGCUCUUUACCUCCAAAUCAAGAACAAGAAAAUUGAGAACAAGGACAGCAACGAGCCAGCGGUUUCCAUCCCUUGGAGCAAUGGCAAAGCAAGAAAACCGAGGAGAAAGAAAAGAAGCAAAAGGGGUAAACCGAAUGGAGCUAAGUACGCGGUUGGUUUAGCUUUGGGGAUGAGUCUUGUUGGUGCUGGUUUACUUCUUGGAUGGACUGUUGGAUGGAUGCAGAUGCUAUCUUUCUAGUCUAAAGAGAAAAAACAAGAGACGAGAGACCUCGAAAGGGUUUUUGAAAAAUCUUUUUCUCAAUGAACAGCUUGAUGAUCUUGAAAUGAGUUUAAAGAUUCGCUUCAAAUGCAGCUUUUGGAUUUCGUUGAUGAGAAUGUAAAUUGUUGUGAGAAUUUUGUUAAUAUUGUGUUUCUAGUUUGAUCUUUUCCUUCAAAAAUCAAAUGAAAUUAUCUGUAAUUAAGUAUCUUUCAUGUAUGUAAUAUCUGCAUAUAUAACUUUAUAUAAUCUUUCUUUCAUGUACAAUUUGUACCUAGAGAUUCAGUCUCUCUUUCAUAGUUUCAUGGCAUUAGCUUAUUUUUUGAAAUUUAAAAGACUUGUAAAUUUUACGUCGUUUUGGUUAACUUUUUACUGCUGGUGUAGAAUGCGAAAGAGAAAGGAACCAGUUGUUGCUGCUUCUUGCUUAAUCGGCGGUGUUGGACUAUUUUUGCCUGCUGUUGUGAGGCCUAUUUUAGACUCUCUCGAGGCAUCCAAGCAAGUUAAAGCGCCCCCACUUACUGAUGUAAGUAUCAUUAUGGAUUUUUCUCUGUUUUAAUUUCCUUUUCUGCUAAAUGCAUCAUCGAUUUCCUGUUAUGAUCUGGAAACUCUGCGGGAUAGUUGUUGUUAGUGUCCGAAUAGGCGAAUGUUUGGAUGAUUCCAAGUCUGUCUUUUUAGCUAUGUGAUGUAUUUUAUACAUUAAUCUCGAUGUUUUUGUUCCUCCCGUGUAUACUUGUUAUUUGUGAGUUCCAUCUUUGGUUCAUGUAUGACUUUGUUAAAAAUCUAUGCUUUUCUUCAUGGAAGAGUGUCAUGAUCGCAAUUUGUUAGUGU